AGAAACAAGACGAGAUACGAAAAAACACAAAUAAGCUAAGUUAUUUCUUUUAAAACGCUCUAAAGAAAAGACUCUUGGCACUUUUCUCCAUCUUGCGUUUCUUUCAAAAUUUCUGUUAUAUAGAUAGAAAUUACAAUACAGUACUAUAACCAGUUACAUAACCAACGCAGAGUCCUAUAUUGGAAGCAAAUACAAUCUAUGAGAAUAACAUCAUCCUCCAGCACAACUUCGAUACGCCCAUGAACUUCAGCGGAGAAAAUGUUACGCCAGAACCGUCUGAUCCGGAUAAAAGGGCUAAGCGUGUAAAACCUAUCCAAGAAAUGCCUCGCAAUCUCGACCCAUUUUCAUAUUCUUUAAAUGACAACGAAACCGAUAAAUUCGAAAAUGACAGCAUACCACAAUCAUCAAAAUUAGUAAAAAAUUUUGGUGGUGCUUCUGCUGCAUCAUCAUCACCUUCACAGUCAUUGGAAUCCAGCAAAGAUACUGUUUCUGAAAUUUUUAAUUUGCAAGAGCUCAAAGAUUGUAUACUGACUCACGGUGAGAGUAUCAUGUUUCAAGAACCUGGUCUCAAGAUUUGGGAGGUAAUUCUGAUAAUUCUUGGUAUUUCAACACGAUUUCACUUAAGUUAUAAGGGUCGACGUGCCUUGCUUGAAGCAACAAAACUGUUUGCUGGCCCACAAUAUGCAGCUUGGAACUAAAGUGACUAUUACUUAUUAAGAAUAUUCUAUCCACCUGAAAGUGUUAUAAAAUACCACUUUUACUGCAAUGUUUGUCGCAAGGAACUAGAGGAGCCAGCAACGAAAAGGAAAUGAAAAAACACGGCACUAUUUGUAAUACAUGUUUGCGUCAGUUUACAUUAUCGAUGAACUCACCGUACUAUUUUCUAUCGAUAGACGUAAAAUAUCAAAUUAUUUCCUUAUUGAAAAUGGACAUUGUUAGGGAAGGUUUGUUGAAUAAUUUAAAGAAUGCUAAUCCUACUGACCGCACUGAAGGAAUAAUGAAGGAUGUUUACGGUGGGCUUCUG
Belonocnema kinseyi is the source of this 1024-nucleotide messenger RNA. RefSeq lists its product as uncharacterized. The coding region runs from base 240 to 698 and encodes 152 amino acids. The transcript is spliced from 3 exons. Lineage: Eukaryota; Metazoa; Arthropoda; Insecta; Hymenoptera; Cynipidae. The record is from RefSeq and is a predicted model, not a curated record.